Messenger RNA from Ictalurus punctatus (channel catfish), 4237 nucleotides. Its product is annotated as solute carrier family 46 member 3. Bases 160 to 1554 code for a protein of 464 amino acids. Gene Ontology annotation, cellular component: lysosomal membrane. The record is from RefSeq and is a predicted model, not a curated record. Lineage: Eukaryota; Metazoa; Chordata; Actinopteri; Siluriformes; Ictaluridae. The transcript is spliced from 6 exons. Gene Ontology annotation, biological process: vacuolar transmembrane transport. Gene Ontology annotation, molecular function: transmembrane transporter activity.
GAAUUGACCAAUCAGAUACCAGGACGCGCUGGAAACAGGAACAGUUCAUAUCGACAUGCACACACGAAUAUAAUUUCAUCUGCCGUCGGUCUUUAUCACACAUGCGCUAUACUGACUGUGUUUGCUUCAUCGUACGUCUGAGCCACGUUGUCUGGCGGAAUGAAGGGUUUGUAUUUGGUAGAGCCGGUGGUCGCUGUGUACGCGUUUGCCAGUUUUAUGGUGUAUCCUCUGGUGCAGCAGUAUGUUUACCGCCGUCUGUGGCAGCAGAUCACCAACACCUCUUACCCUGAACUCGGAACUUCAUCCCAGUGCGACACGAACAGCAGCAACCAUUCCAGCCAACAUGAAGAAGUGCAAAAAGCAACCUCGCUGUUCUCCAUGUACUCAGAACUUUUCUCCAUGAUCCCCAGUCUCCUGGUGACCCUUGUCCUGGUGACUUAUAGCGACCAGCGUGGACGUAAAGUCACCAUCAUUCUCCCUCUCAUAGGCUCUCUGGUCUACUGCACCUGCUUCCUAGUAGUGUCCAUCUUUGAGCUUAACCUCUACCUACUAGUUGCAGCAUCCAUACUCAGCUCCCUCUUCGGUGGUAUAGGCACGAUCCUGGGUGGCUGCUUCUCCUACGUGGCCGACUUGUUCGAGGAUGGAAAGCAGAAGAUGCUACGCAUGGCUGGGCUGGACAUGAUGCUCGGGCUUCUCUCUGGCGUAGCCUUGAUCUCCACAGGCUACUUUAUAAAUUCAGCGGGAUUUAACUGGCCCUUUUUCACCGCUGCCAUGUUUCAUCUGCUCAAUCUAGUUUAUGCAGUGUUUAUUCUGGAGGAAAGCAGGGUGAUUGACAGUGUGGCUUAUGGUGAAACUAACACUCAUACAUUAAAGAAGCUUACACUUGGGAUCUACAGCCUCUUUGUGCAGGGAAGCAGGAGGAGGAACUACCUGCUUGUACUCUUGAUUAUCAUCUUCUGCUCAUUCAGCUUUGUGAACUUUGGAGGCCUGAAUUUGUUCAUGCUUUACGAGCUGAACGAACCACUGUGCUGGAACGAGAUCCUCAUUGGCUAUGGCUCGGCUCUCUCCACAGCUGUGUUUGCUGUCAGCUUCGUCGGCGUGUAUGUGCUGUCACGCUGCCUCUCUGACACGACCAUCAUCUUCAUUGGGAUAUUGUCUGUUUUCAUAGGCUUCGUGAUGAUGACCUUCAUCAAGACCACACUUCUGAUGUUUCUUGUGAGGAUUCCUAUGCUCCUGGCUAUCAUGCCGUUUCCUGUCAUGCGUGCCAUGAUGUCAAAGGUGGUCUCAAAGACUGAGCAGGGUGCACUCUUUGCCUGUGUGACUGCCAUUGAUAAUCUAACAACUACCAUGGCAAAUGCAGCAUUCAACAGCAUCUAUGCUGCCACAGUAACCUGGUUCCCUGGUUUUGCCUUCCUCCUGGCUGGUGGAUUGUGCCUCAUUCCCAUUAUUCUGCUGGGCAUACUUCGAUUCUUUGGACUAGAAAAUACCAACGAAAGUGAGAGUCUCUUGCCAGAAGAGGAAACUCCAGAAACGGACUACACACCUGUAGUCUAAAAAAAAAAAAAAAAAGGGAAGAUGCUUCUCACCACUCUGUCUGCAACUGUGUGCCUUGGGGCAACUGUGUGUAUUUGGAGUUGUGAGCAGUGUAUUUUAAACCAAUUUUACUUUGGCACUUUAAAUAUUACAAAAGUAAUGCUUUAAGGAUUAUACGUGAAAAUGCUUAGGAAGGGUAUUUACAAAAAAAAAAAAAAAAAUGCUGAGAAGGGAAGAUAUAAAUAUGCUUAGUAAGGGUACUCAAGGUCAUGUUAUACUUUACAUUUCUGAGGAAAUGUAUUUUUAGUUCUUUGCAAACUAUGUUUGCAGAAGGAUUUAUUAGUGAAACAUGUAUUUAAAAUAAUUUCUGUAUGGGUUCUUUUUUUUCUUUUCAAAAAUACAAUAAGAUUUUCUUUAAAUUAAUAUUAAAUAUAUUAUAUUGUAGCAGCAUUCUACAAGAGAAUAAAAACAUUAGAAAUAAGCUGAUUAUCAUUAGAUUAUUAGAUUCCGCGUGUUAUGAACUGCCUUUAUAUGAUUGACAUUUUCAGUAAGGCGAUAUCAGAAGUAGGCCAUUCCAAUACAGUGCAAAGGUAUGGGAUUAAGUGUCCUGGUAUUGUCAAACCUUUCUACUUUUUCUUCUGUCUGAAAGGAAGAAGCUUUUAAGACUGCUUUGCUAAUGGACGUUUUAAUACUGUUUUUCUAAGACGUGAAGUUGAAGUAUUUCUCAUUCUGUUACAAGUCAUUUCAGGAUCUUUCGUCUUGAUUUCAACCUGCACGUUUCCGAUUUUACUACCUACAAUCUGGCUCUGUCGGUGUGUCUUGUUUUGUUUGGUUUUUCUCCCCCACAGAUGGCUUGGCUGUGUUUCAAUAGGUCAAAAAUAGACAUUAGAGCAGAGGUGUCAAACAUACAGGCCUGGGCCAGCACUAUAAAGAUGCUAUUCAAGCCCACCAAAUAAAUUUAGAAUUAAUAUUCUGUAUUAAAAUAAAAGAUUCAAUGUUAAAUUCUUUAAUAAAUUGAAUUGAAAGAUUUGAGAAAAAAGUGCUAGUCUCUGUUAUUCCACUAGGGGGCAAAAGAGGAAUAUACUCCGGACAAUAAACACAGCAAUGGAUCAAAUGUGCUAAUGAUCUGUAAUUCUGUAUUAGCUAAAAAGCUAGACAUGGUACCUAUGGCUCUGAAUACCUGGAUACUUAUGCAAUUACAACUUAAGUUUUUUUUAUUUGUAAACAAUUUUGCUAGCUAUAUUUUUUAUUUUAUUUUAUUUUAUUGUAUUUUGUGUAGAUUCAUGACAUGAGAUUCAAAUUAAGUCGAUAUCAAAGAGGGUAAAUACUUAUACAAGGAACUAUAUGUAUAUAUGGUAAAACCAAAAUUUGUAAUUUAAAAAAAAAUUAUUUUUUUUUGUAGGUGAAAUAGUUUUAGCGCAUUUUAAAGAUAGGUUUCAGGUAAAUGCUGAUAAGUGAACACGUUUAAGAGGAGUUGUUGAGGUGUUGUUGGUCCACUGAACUGAUUUUUGUGGUCUGGCUCACUGGACCCCUAGUGUUAAGUGGUCUGUUACUUAAAAUGAAUUUGACACCCCUGCAUUAAAUUGCAGUCAUUUUUAUCAUAAUAAAAAAAAAUUAUUCUUGUUAGUCUGAAGGUUGAAAUUGUCAACACUCAUUUACAGGUGCUGUUCUUUCAUUAUCCAGCUCAGAGAAUGUUUUUUUUUCCAGUGGUCUUCUGUUAAGCACAUAUUGCAUUGAUACUCUUCUAAUGGGCUUAUGUUACCUGCAUUUUACAAAUGGGCAAUUGAUAUGACAAAAACAUCAUAUCAUGAUACUCACUGUAGAAGACAUUUCUACAAUACACGAUAUGUAUCAUGAUUUAUAGGAAAACAACUGGAGACACAACGAUGUUAAUUACUUUAAAUUGAAAAGGGCCAAAAGAAUUCUAAUAAAUGUAAAGCAAAAAAUGUUUACCAUUUCAAAGGUUCAGUAUCAGCAUGUUUUAACAUCAAAUCUUCUGCUUCCGAUCAGAGUUUGUGUUUGCUAUUUUAAAUAUAGUAAAAGAUAAAAGAUUGUGAUAAAUUAGAUAUCUCAGAAAAGUGUACUCUGCCAUACGUUACCAUGAUAAUGAUUAUGUUGUCAUAUUGCCCAGUCUUAAUUUUACACACUGCAGUGUGACUGGGUAUCACCACUGUUAUGUGUUGUGUGUUUACAGUUGGUUUGUAAGUAAGGAAUUUCACUGUGAGAAAAGGUGGAUAAUGAUUUUUUUCCAGCCAUAUAUGAAUAAAGGGUGUUUGCCACUGACUGUCAAUUGUGCUUUAUUCAAAAUAUACUCUUUUCUUAAUGGCCACUAGAUGCCAGUGUGUGAGUAAACUAGCACAUCAUGAACCUUGUGGCCUGGUGAAGCAUCUUCACCACUGUUCCCUAAAAGACAUCUAUAAUUACUUGUUUUUAUUAAUGAUUUGUCUUUUUAAAAAAAAAAAAAAAAAAAAAAAAAACACAUUUCUCAACUGGUAGAUUGUGACCUGAAAAAUAAAAGUGGGUUAUGGGUGUGCCACAUUAAAAAGUUGAACUUUUAUAUUUGAAGCUUACAGAACUUGAUUUUGAAAUUCAACUGGCUUUUAUGGUUCACAACUUGCUGCAUAGAGCUGUCAUCAUUAGUCACUUGUUUGAACUUUUUUGAACAAAAAAUUGUAAUAGUGACGGAAAGAGGAAAACAACAAAA